UCCCUCCGGCCGUGGAGCCCGAACACACGGAGAUCCGGCAGGCCCUUGGCCGGGCAUUCAGCCUCACCUGCCGUCUGCUGCGAGCUCAUCCGGCUCGCCUCCUACGAUAUGAGUGGAAGCUGGGCACCCGCCUCCUGACUGUCGGACAGUUCAGUGACCAGAGAGACGACACGAACUACCACGUCAGAGCUCUGAACAGGGAGGGCUACGGCGAGUACACCUGUGACAUCACCAACGAGGCCGGGGCAGGACGGUGCACGUUCCUGGUCACAGGGAAAGCCAACCCUCCAGAGUUUUACUACGACACCUACAGCGCUCUGUGGCAGAACAGGCCGCGAGUCUACGGCUUCAAACUGCAGUGGACUCAGAUGGAGCCGAACGCUGUGGAUCGAAUCCUGGCCUACAGACUCGGCAUCAGGCAGAUGGGUCAGUCCCGCUGGUGGGAGCAGGAGAUUCCCAUGGAGGGAACCAUCCAGAAGGGGGAGCUCUUGACCUACAACUUAACCGAACUCAUCAAACCUGAAUCCUACCUGGUCCGCCUCACACCCAUCACCCGCUACGGGGAAGGAGACUCCACUGAGCGCAUCAUCACAUACAGCGGUAGGCCGUCUCGUUUUCUAUCGUCCAAUCAAGAGCAGGUAUACAAACACUGGCUCUCAAAUCUUUGUGGAGGAUUUACACGCACAGCUGUUUGCAACACUGCUGCAGAUCUCUGAGGUUCACAUUUAUG
Neolamprologus brichardi is the source of this 730-nucleotide messenger RNA. The record is from RefSeq and is a predicted model, not a curated record. Lineage: Eukaryota; Metazoa; Chordata; Actinopteri; Cichliformes; Cichlidae.